Molecule: messenger RNA, 4526 nt
Organism: Acanthochromis polyacanthus (spiny chromis)
Lineage: Eukaryota; Metazoa; Chordata; Actinopteri; Pomacentridae
Product: G-protein coupled receptor 22-like
Exons: 5
Coding region: 1285-2607 (440 amino acids)
Biological process (GO): G protein-coupled receptor signaling pathway
Cellular component (GO): membrane
Molecular function (GO): peptide binding; G protein-coupled receptor activity
Source: RefSeq, a predicted model, not a curated record
GAGGCAGAUACAGAGCGAGGCAGGAAACAGGACAGAGACAGACCAACAGAAAAAGAAGCAGAGCAGAGUGAAGAGAGGGGGAGGCAGAGCAGCAGUGUCAGUAUCUCCCUCGCUGCCUACAGGCUGUGUGGCUGCAUGCUUUCUACCAGUGAAAAUUCCAUCUUGAAAGGAUUCACCAGCGUGCCGUAAGAUCCUUAAAUGAUGGGCUACUAAGCUAAACCUCAGCAAGUCAGACUUAUCACCUGUGGGCACUACGCUACCUGUGGGGAUUGAGAUUACAAAAGCUCUACAGAAAAGGAAAGAACACCGACAGACCCAAGGAUCACUGAGGAAUGGUCUUUGUCUAGAGGAUUAAAUCUGGAAUGUGACAGAGGAAGGACACAGAGAGGGACGACGAUGUUGACAGAGGGACAUGACACUAUCCUCUGCUUCAAUACAUUCUUUUCUUGUAGUCUGUGAAGGAUGAAGCAGGACUACAGAAGCUGUGGAUUUCCAAGAGUAGCAGGCCCAGUGUCUUUGAGUGGCAUCUAAGGAUUCUGUAUGACCUAUAUCUGGGUCUCUGACCCUUGGUGCAUCUCCAUCCCUCUCUUGGAACAAAGGGAGUUGAAUGUGUUAAGUGGGUCAGACCCAGAGGAACAACUCCUUUUCUUUGUAAACAUUUCUCUGUUUUCUCCCUUUACUAUUCUGUGGAAUCUGAAUCACCAGCCUGUUAGUGGUCUGAUAUAACGUGCUAUGGACCAUAUCACGACCUUCACCAUCUCCACAGAGAUAAAAAGACAAGUGUGAAAGACAUCCAAUACCUGAGACGUGGGGAGUCGUGGAGAGAGGAGGAUUGUUCUGGCAUUGGCAAAAUUUUCAGGCGAGGAUGACACUGAUGGCAACAGUUCAAGCACAACGGACAAUGACAAGACAGAGCUUCGCAUGAAAGAAAGCAUUGAUCUUAGUGCACCGCACUGAUGCUGCAAACCACAUGCCCCCCAACAAGGGGUGGGUGUGUGUUGCUUUCUGUGUUUCACAAACAGAGUUUUCUCUUGGCUUGAGUGCAACCAGCACACACAAAGCUAAAGCUCACAGAAUACUUUUCAAACUCCUUUAAAUUUCCGUCUGUUCAGAGAGGGAAUGCUACAAAUCAAAUGGCUGAAGUGACGAGCGAGCUCGUCAAGUCUGAAUAUGGUGGGGUGGUCUGACGUGCUCCAGCAAGUUCCUUGUGGCUACUUCGACUGCUGCUGAGCUGGAGAGGACAGUGCUGGGAGGAAGUACUGGCCUCUUCCUCCCAUCAGGAUAAUGCACACAUCCCCAGUGCUGAUCUCUGCAGCCACAAUGAGCAACAUGACGGUGCUUGACACUGCUGACCCCUAUGACCUUGACAUGACCUCCUCUGAGGCCAUCUACCCUAUCAGCUUCCAGGUUUCUCUGACAAGCUUCCUGCUUUUGGAGAUAGUUUUGGGCUUGAGCUCCAAUCUCACUGUGCUGGUCCUCUACUGUAUGAAACAGAACCUCAUCAGCUCCGUCUCCAACAUCAUCACCAUGAACCUACAUGUAGUGGAUGUGUUGGUGUGUGUAUGCUGCAUUCCGCUGACAGCUGUGGUUGUGCUACUGCCGUUGGAGGUGGACACAGCCAUGAUCUGCUGUUUCCAUGAGGCUUGUGUCUCAUUUGCAAGCGUAGCUACUGCUGCGAACGUCCUGGCCAUCACUGUGGACCGCUAUGACAUCUCAGUAAGGCCAGCGAACCGUGUGCUUACAAUGGGCCGAGCCGUGGCUCUGCUGGGAUCCAUUUGGGCUUUAUCCUUUUUUAGUUUCUUGGUUCCAUUCAUGGAAGUAGGUUUCUUCAUCAGCUCUGGUUCAGAUCUUGUGAACCAGACAGCGGUGAUAACAGUGGCUCAUACAAAUGAGUACUACACAGAGCUGGGUCUGUACUAUCACCUGCUAGCACAGAUUCCUAUAUUUUUCUUCACAGCUGUGGUAAUGCUGGUGACUUACUACAAGAUUCUUCAGGCGCUUAACAUUCGCAUUGGAACACGCUUUCAGCACAACUUACCUAAAAAGAAGCAAAAGAGCAAAAACACUAUCUCACUGGGUGCAGCAACGCAGGCAGAGUCGACUGAUGCUUCGCAGAGCAGCACAGGAGUGAGGGCAGGUGGAAAUGCGCCUUUGGGGAUGCGGGCAUCAGUGUCUGUCAUUAUUGCGCUAAGACGAGCAAUGAAGCGUCAUCGGGAGAGAAGGGAGAGACAGAAAAGAGUCUUCAGGAUGUCUCUUCUCAUCAUCUCCACAUUCCUCCUUUGCUGGACUCCAAUAACUGUGCUCAACACCAUCAUCCUCAGCACCGGGCCCAGUGACUUGACUGUCCGCCUCCGUUUGGGUUUCCUGGUGAUGGCCUAUGGAACCACCAUCUUUCACCCACUUCUCUAUGCUUUCACUCGGCAGAAGUUUCAAAAGGUUUUGAAGAGCAAGAUGAAGAAGAGGGUGGUGUCUGUAGUUGAAGCAGACCCCACACCAAACAAUGUGGUCAUCCAUAAUUCAUGGAUUGACCCCAGGAGAAAUAAGAAGGUCACAUUCGAAGACACGGAAGCCAGGCAGAAAUGUCUGUGCUCACAGGAUGCAGAGUGACUUGAUUAAAGUGUAAAUAUGUCAAAUAUGUAGUCUAUGCUACAGUGAAGUCAGAAACACUCUUGAAACUAGUGUUUCUAAGAGAGAUCAUGGAAUAUUGUUUAUGCAAUUAAAAACAUGGAAAGUCCCCCACAAGCUCAGAGGAAGUGUGUUCAUAAAACAAAGUAUGUAAAUCUUGGGGAGCUUACUAAAGCAAUGCAAAAAGAAAAGGAAAUGUUUGUCAAGAACAAAGAAAUUAACAGAUAAAGAAGAGGGGUUUCCUUGGUACACACCUUCCACGUAAAAGGGAAACUACCAGCAGCUGAACACGUAUGAGUUCAAGGACUGAACUUAAAAAUUCCUUUUCCUCAGUGCAAAAAAAGUCUCAAAUUAGGUAUCAUAGACACAUGAAGAGGGUAAUUUAUUACUAUUUAUUGUAGAGCGUUGUAGAGUGCUACCAAGGACAAUUCAGACAUAACUCUGUAUCUAAGCAGUAGUGUGUGUUGUUUUCUGGUUAAUGUAAUACUAUAUAAGACAAAUGUCUAUGUACAGUCAUAAAAUACCUUGAUAUUGUUUGUCAGCAUUUGUAAUAAACAACCAAAGGCACAACAGUUGUCGGUAUCCCUCUGCUCUGCUGCUCCUCCAAGUGAAACUGGAUACAAGGGCAGUGCACAUUAGACAAGUGGAGGUCAAAAUUUGAUCAGUAAAAUUUCAUUUGUUUCAUUUUCUUCAGAAGUAACUUUGAUCCAUUUUCUGUUUACAUGUGGUGAAGAAAUGAAGCUCAGCUUUUAAAUCUAUUCUUCACACAGUUUUUUCUUUUGAAAAUGAUGAAUUAUUGGAAAGUAGGGGAAAUAAUCCAAACACCAGCGCCCUCAAUGGAUUUUAGUUUCCUAUUCUGACAUGAAAAUAAGAAAAUGAAAAAUAAUAAAUUUUUGAUUUUCUAUGUUGACAGGAAAAUCAAAAAAUGAAAAACAGGGCUUUCUUAAAGUAUAGACUUACCACCUAAUACAAAGCUUUCUCUGACACACAAAAAAAAAAACAUUUACAGAAACAGGCUUCUUAUGCAGUUUUGGUUUUCCACGUUAAAAUGUUCUUGUAGUAGUAAACAUAAAAAAGAGCUGCAAUCUGCCACAGAACUGACGUUUUAGUGUAGUUAAAGUUGGUUCAUCUGCUGGACACCUUUUCACAAGUUUGUCCUUCACAGUUCAUCAACACAGCUGCCAUAGUUAGCAGGUGAACAGCAGGGAGGGGCAUUCAUUUUAUCGGCCUGUACAGGACAUCAGAAAACACGCCUGUACGCAGCCUCUUCAUGUUUAAUGAGCUGUCAUUAAACAGGAAGAGGCGCCAUUUGGUGGCAGGUAACGUACCAAAUCUAAAAUGCAUUUUCUCAUAUGCACAUCCCUUAUUUUCUGCCGUAUCACACAAUGUAAUCUUAAUUAAUGAAAUUAUAAACAGGAUUUAAUCAAUCAUAAAUAAUCAUUAAUACUCCCACUGGUAAUAAUACUUAUUCUCACAGCAGGAAUUUUUUUUCCUCUUCAUAAAAAUAAUAAUCCUUCUGGGAGAACAAGAAGUUCAUAAAAAAGCUGUAUUUGUAUAACACUUAAUGUAUUUCACUACAGCACCAUGGCAUAAGCAUAUACAGAGUUAAUGUUCAGAAGUUAUAAUGCCCCAUUUAUGUUGUAGAGUCGUUAGCAAAAUAGCCAUUGCGCUUCAUUUUCCUACACUAAGCCAUAGUACACAUGAAGAUGAGAGUUGUUGCCCCCUUUUGUCACACAAGUAGGAAUACCCAUAAGACAGAAUUUCUGUCGGGAGAAAACAAAGGCAACACACUGAGACUGAGGUAUACUGCAGUGCAAAGACAAAGGCUGGACAGAAACGCCUAACCAUGUAUUCAAUGUCUGUGUAUAUGCAGAAUAUCAAGUAAAGGAAGAAAAUAAUAA